AAAAUCAAACGACAGGUAGUCUGCACACGUCGGACUGGGUUUUUAGGUCAGACUUACUAAAUUUUUCCUCAGAAACCACAACUCGUGAGAGAAAAAACUGUCGGAAACAUGGAAGGAAGCUAUUGGAGACUUGUUCUGGUUGUUUGCGUCGGGCUAGCGCUGGUACCGAGCCGUUCCGGCGAGUCCGUCGGUGGAGGAAGCAGCGUCACUCCGCAUGGCCACUUACAGCCUAUCGGCAACCAAGUGCCUCCGGUCGGGAUGGUGGAAGUCUUGCAAGACGUUCCUCACCCGAGAGACUUCUACCACAAGUACGUGAAGCCCGGGAAGCCCGUGGUCUUCAAGGAUGCCGCGAAGGAGACGGCCGCCUUCAAGCUGUGGACAGACGAGUACCUCAGUGCACAAUAUGGGGACUUGGAAGUAGAGGUUGAAGAGGGGAAGAAGGAGAACCGGACCUGGCCUGCCUACUCGAUGCCCUUCCGAGAGUUCCUCAGCACCUACAAGAGCAAGGACAUCUACCUGGUAGAGAGCAUCGAACCUGAACUAAGAGGCGAGUUUAUGUUGUUGAAGAAUCUCCUGUGUGGUGGUUUCCUGGACUAUCUGCAAGACGCUGUAAUGUGGUUCAGCAGCGGCGGCACCAAGUCGGUUCUGCAUUUUGACGCCGUUGACAACAUAAACUGCCUCUUCGAGGGGUCCAAGGAGUUGUUCAUGGUUGAUAGAAAAGAAUACAAGCAUAUUGACAUAGACCACCAAGAAGGGUCCUUUAGCGGAGUUGAUGUAGAAAAAGUUGAUCUUCACAAAUAUCCUGGUCUAAAGGAUGUUCCCUGGUACAACGCUACCAUGGAGGCAGGAGACUGUCUCUUCAUACCCUACAAAUGGUUCCACCAUGUGAGAUCAACAGCAUCAGACCAGAAGAGGAACGUGGCGGUGAACAUCUGGUUCGCUCACCUGUACAGGUUUGACGAGGAGGACUGCAGCAAGAGGGGAGACCUCCCAGACUUCGAGCCUCUCAGUAAAUACAAGUUUGUGGCAACUGCAGAGCAGAUAAGGUCAAUGUUGUUAGAGGCAUUUGAACUUGAGGAGAGAGAAUCAAUCAGCACAGAGGACCUAGAACAUGUUACCAUUGAUAUUGACUCUUCUGAUGAAGUGGACAUGAGCUACAAACUAGAUAUAUUUGAAACCCUGGACCUGAACAAAGACUUUGUGGUGACUGUGGAUGAAGUCUACCAGGUGCCCACAGAACACCUGGUGGAACUUUUCCCUGACUUCUCGCCAGAUGGACCACUCGGUGACAAUGAGGAUGAAAACGAGCCUCACGGACAUGACGAGUUUUAGACAGUCUUCUGCCAAAUUGAAUAUAGGAGAGCAGAGGGACCAUAGAAUUUUUAUAUCUGAUAUUCAUCAUCGUAGGGAUAGAAGAACAUGGUGUAAAAGGUGAAAAAAGACAAGGUUUAAGGCUUAUUCCAAAUUUUUCCAAGAAGUGGUUAGAUUAUGGACCAGCAAAAUCUUGUUGUUCGAUACUGAACUAAGAAUUUCAAGGAGCUGUUUUCAGACCUUCUGAGUCCUGACAGACUAGCCUGGUAUCCAUACUAUACUAGCUCUAGUUUGCUCCUCCAUGAUUGUUUCCCCGCAGCAGAAUAGUCUUGCCCUGUGCCUAUUUAAAUGUUUAUGUCCCGCUCACUUUCUGGAAAUGUCCAGUGUAAUGAUGGUCAACUUUCUUCCGCCUGUUUAAACACUGUUACUAUGCUGCCAAUCAGAUCUCAAGCCUAUGAUAUUUUAGGUGAAUAUGCAAGUGCCAACUGUCCCUGUAUUAACGACUUCUAGAAUAUUUAGCAAUGGGACCUAUCACAGUAGUAUACCAGGGCUAGAAUAGAGUGGAUACCAGGCUACCGACAGACAGGAAAAGCCUUAUGAGCAAUUUCUGGAUAGUUUUGCAAGGUCAUGGAUUUAUCACUAUUGGUGGUGACUUAUAAGGCUGUGUAGUGACUGACCCCAAAUCUUACGGUUGUGGUGUCAGUGUGGCAUAUUGGUCAAAACAUUGGGCUCAGGACCAAAAGGUCCCAGGUUUAAUACUCACCAUGCACCAAUGUUGAUUGCUACCAAGCGCUGUAUAGUAUAAUUCUUUUGUGGUUGUGGAUCAGUGUUAGUAAGUCCAUGGCUGUAGGUUAUGUUAGUCAGAAAGCCCAUGACACACCAUUAUCCUUACAUGUACCACUGAAAGUUUCACAGCCCUGGACUUCGUAAGAAGUUACUCCACAGCUAUUGGGUCUGUUAGUGUUAGUUAAAGUUGUGCCAUGUUGUCAGGUUCUAGUAAUUCACAACUGAAAGUGAAGACUUGCAGGGCCUCCAAAUAUACUCGGAGGGUGUACAUUUUUGGGAUGCUGCUUUUUAUACUAUUUUUGUACUUGCAUGUGCUUUCAAAUCUGAUGUGACUGAUGGGGAAAUUAAGAUCUAUUUUUGGUGUAUAUAAUCCAGAGAAUAUAGCAAGGUUCAAUUUUAGGGGAUAGCAUUGGAAAUGCUUGAUUUUGUGGAAAGACCAUAUCUUUAUACGCUAUCUUUGGAUAGAGGUGUAUAUUUAUAGCUAAUUUGAAUGUAGAUAAUUGGUGUACAGAUGGAGUGAUUAAAACAAUAUUUAUGGA
Molecule: messenger RNA, 2636 nt
Organism: Branchiostoma floridae (Florida lancelet)
Lineage: Eukaryota; Metazoa; Chordata; Leptocardii; Amphioxiformes; Branchiostomatidae
Product: bifunctional peptidase and arginyl-hydroxylase JMJD5-like
Exons: 7
Coding region: 109-1332 (407 amino acids)
Molecular function (GO): 2-oxoglutarate-dependent dioxygenase activity
Source: RefSeq, a predicted model, not a curated record